Molecule: messenger RNA, 510 nt
Organism: Bactrocera tryoni
Lineage: Eukaryota; Metazoa; Arthropoda; Insecta; Diptera; Tephritidae
Product: forkhead box protein D1-like
Exons: 1
Coding region: 1-510 (169 amino acids)
Biological process (GO): regulation of transcription by RNA polymerase II
Molecular function (GO): RNA polymerase II cis-regulatory region sequence-specific DNA binding; DNA-binding transcription factor activity, RNA polymerase II-specific
Source: RefSeq, a predicted model, not a curated record
AUGGCAAUCCGUAGUAGUCCUGAGGGCAAACUGACUUUGAAUGCUAUACAGAACUGGAUCAGUGAAAACUUCCCUUACUACCGAAAGGAUGAACAGGGUUGGCAGAAUCAGAUAAGACAGACUCUAAGCACGAACAUUUGCUUCUGCAAAAUUCCACGAGCAAUGAAUGACCCUGGGCGUGGAAAUUAUUGGGCUAUAAGCCCAGAAGGAGCACUUCAGGCCCAGCAGCCGGUUGUUGGCAGUGAGACGGUGAUUGGAGCGAUGGUGAAUGGUGUACCGCAUCCUCAACUUCCAAAUGCGGUGUACUUUCCCACACCACAAGAAUUACAGGGAGCUCAUCAGCAACAUGCUUGGUACCAAUAUCACCUGCAUGAGUCGCAGCUCUUAGAGCAGCAACUAAUGGUCCUGCGGCAACAGCAGAUUCAAAAGCAGUACGACGAAGUGUAUCAAAAAUUUGUUUUCCACCAACAACAAAUGGCGUUUCUAAGCUCUCAGCAAAUAUCAGCUUAG